Messenger RNA from Nilaparvata lugens (brown planthopper), 2992 nucleotides. RefSeq lists its product as uncharacterized. The record is from RefSeq and is a predicted model, not a curated record. Gene Ontology annotation, molecular function: lipid carrier activity. Lineage: Eukaryota; Metazoa; Arthropoda; Insecta; Hemiptera; Delphacidae. Gene Ontology annotation, biological process: lipid transport.
UUCAAGCCAGUUGUAUCCUCUGAACUGACUUAUUCAUCUCAUCACAGUGUAGCCUGUGGGCAGAAAAAUAAUGCUUUCUUACUGUUAUAUUCUGGUUUAUGAGCUGUUGCUGUUCUCAUUUCAAAUAAUUAGCUGUGAAGGAAAAACAACUGAAAAUAUCUACAGAUAUUCAAGUGAGAUUGAAAUCAAUAAUGAACAUUCCAAACCACCUAUUUUCAAAUUUUGGUUGCGAGGGGAUAUCAGUGUCACUGAAUGGAAUGAAUCUAGAAAAUUCAAGUUUAUGUAUUUGGAAUCAUCCGGUUGCAACGGAUUUUGUGCUGACAAUGUGGAAAAAAAAUCCUCAAAAGGAAAACCACCAUCAAAUUUCUUCCUGCCAUUCGAUUUGAUGAAAGGCGGAGAGAAACACCUCUUGUUCAACGAAAAUGAAACAGUAUGGUCGAGAAAUAUAAAACGCGGCGUUGCGCGUCUCCUUGAUCAUGAGACAUCGCAGUCAUCGGAGUUGGGCAGCUCUUUUCAAACAGAAAACUUCUACAAAUUCUCAAAGAACAAAGAUGGAUAUGAUACAGUGACACUGGCAGAACUUGGAGAAAAUUAUAGUACGCUGGAAAAUCGAGGAAAUUAUCUGAUAACUAGGCGAAAAUUGGAAUUGAUUUCAACAAAAUCUCUUUUCGAUUUAUUGGUGGAAAAGAACAAUAUCACUUUGAAAAUGGUGAAACAUGCUAUCAAUUUUGAAAUACCUAAAUACGUUUCUAGAAUUGUUGACUUUGGAAGAAUCGACAAUAACUCGACUCAUUUGAUUCAUCUGACCUGUCACCAAUCCACUGUUGCUUUAGGAAAAGCCAACAGCUUAGACCAAAGUAAUCGAGCAUUCCAUUUGGCGUUUGCUGUUUUAUUCAAUAAAGUUUACAAACAUCAAUUGAAAAACUUGGAAAAAAUUAAAACAGACUCCACACACAAGAAGUCUUUCCUCAUGAAAUUUAUCAGAAGCCUCUACGCGGAAUUUGAAAGCUCUAAAACAAUCAUGGAGCAGGAACUGAAUGUAUUGGAUGUAUUGAAAAACGCUCUGGCUGGAUCUGCAACUCUAUUGACCUAUUUGAAUGAGACGGUGGUACAUAACAAGUCAAAGCCAAUUGAAGUACGUAUCAGUGCUUGUCAACUCACUAAUGGUAAAACAGAUUCGGAAUACGACGAAGAAGUAUUCAUGGUUUUCUCUCCGCUGUUAUUUGAUGAGGAAGAGCAUCUAGUUUUGAGAGCGAUGGCUUUGGAUAUUAUUCUUCAGCAUCUGAAUGGAACAAUAGAUCUCCUUCAAGCUAGCAUCAAACAUUUCAAAUCAUCCACAUAUCUCUACGGAUAUUUUUAUUCGUACAUCGAACAACUGUACAGAAGCUCUACAAGUCAUUCACAUCGGGACCAUUUGAAAAAAUUGAUAGCUAACUACAAAUUGCUAGAAGAUGUUCCAACAAAACGAUCUCCAAGUUUUGUCAAAUUUUUCUCUUCGCCAAGAAAUGAUGGAUCUUCUAAUAAAUCUUCUCUGUACGAAGGUCAAGAAUUGGUGAUUAAGCAUAUUGCAGAUCCUGUGACGUCACUACCUCACUUGCUACAACUAAAAUUGGAUUCGUUUGAUGCGGAUCAUGUCACAAAUGUAUUCUUGAUACACAUUGAGCUAAACGGAGUCAAUCAACAUUUGCUAGCCAACGUUCUGAAAAAUAUCAACCAAACUAUACCGAUGCAUGAAAUUCCCAAAUUGUUGAAAACGACAUUUGACGACUGGAAAACUGAAGGAAAUGUUGAAAUUGUGCUGGAAAAGCUGGGCUAUGUGUUGAAACGUGUAUCCCAUAGACUUACAGCUGAUGAUGGAGAUUCUCAAAAACAGACUCUGGCUGAGAAAUUUUGGCAACUUAUGAGUUUGGGCAUAUUAGAUUAUGAAGAGUUGUUGUUCUGUAGAACUGAUUCUGUUUCAAAAAACUCAAGCAAGCAGCAUAAGUGUGAACGGAACUCUGUUCAUAACAGCAUAGGUCUAUUGCAUAAUGAAGAGAAUGUAUUUGUAGCUGAGAAUGGAUUCACAGUUAUGCAGUCAUAUUUCACGCCAUACUAUUUCCAUCUUGACAAAAACGAGUCAAUAUCAGACGCUGGUUUAGAUUCUUCUUCAUUCGUCAGGUUGUGGCUAGCCAAAGAAAAGGAAUUUUCUGUUUAUGAUCCGAUGCUUAGCUGUUGGACAGGAUUAACAGAGCUGCAUACAACCCAGCUUCAAAUGCCAUUCAAUAUUGAAGCUUUCAACGUGACUAACAAACACUUCAAAGCAGUACUCGUGAACAAUAACGAUAGCCUGAAGUGUUUUCUGCUUGAGACAAAGACGAAUAUCUACAAUUACACUGAACACUAUGAAUUGAAAAAUAAUGAUCACAGCCAUGAUUCAGUGAUUGGAGAUGAUUUUUCAAGAUAUUAUUUUGAUAACUUGGAGUCCAAUGCAAAUACAAUCAAACAUGAGUUUGAAAAUAUUGGUCUGGAAUUAUCGAUACCAAAAAACAGUCAAGAUUGUUCUUUGUUUUACCAGGCAUUGGAUAUAAGACAAUUAUUUAACUGGACCUUUCCUCAUGCACUAUUUGGAUUUAGUGGCUUAUUUUCUGGACAUGCCAUACCAGGGAAAUGCAACUUUAAAAUGACGUCGAUUCCAUCUGAAAGCAGCACAAAAAUUUCAAUUGACCUCAAGGUUAACGGCCGGUACACAGACUCACAUCCACUAUCAGGCAAACAGUUGAACAUCCAGGGCAACGUGACUCUGAUUGGUGAUAAGUCUGAUGAUGCAUCAGUCGAGUCUGAUCCAAUCAGAUCUGAUGCAUCAGUCAAGUCUCAGACGAGGAGCUACACUUUCGACACGAACUUCACAAGCUCAGCUAACGAUGUCAGUACAGAAAUCAAUACAAGACUCAAGUAUUACACUGGGGGAGUGCCUGAUGGAAAAUGUAAGUCACUUUAAAUCUAUACUGAUAUC